Leptidea sinapis is the source of this 724-nucleotide messenger RNA. Its product is annotated as calexcitin-2-like. The transcript has a single exon. Bases 47 to 598 code for a protein of 183 amino acids. The record is from RefSeq and is a predicted model, not a curated record. NCBI's taxonomy places the organism in Eukaryota, Metazoa, Arthropoda, Insecta, Lepidoptera, Pieridae. Gene Ontology annotation, molecular function: calcium ion binding.
UCAUAUAAUUAACUUUUUCUCAAUCACGUUAUAUACAAACUUCAUAAUGGUCUCCGACUUUAGAAAGAAGAAACUUCUCCAUGUCUUCACAUCAUUCUUCGACCGGAAUGGAAGUGGUUCCAUCGACAAAAAAGACUUUGAAUUGGCGAUUGAAAACAUUUCUAAGCUCCGUGGCUGGUCUUCAGGAGAUGCUAAAUACGUUGAAACUCAAUCGGCAUUGUUGAAGAUUUGGGAAGCUUUGCAAAGUAGAGCAGAUUCCGACAAAGAUGGAGAAAUUUCAGUCGAUGAAUGGAUCUCAAUGUGGGAUGAAUUCGCUAAAAAUCCAUCAGCUCCCCUCGAGUGGCAAAACUUGUACAGCAAGUUCAUUUUCAACCUUGAAGAUGCAAGUGGUGAUGGGGUAAUUGAUGGUGAAGAGUUCUCCUCUGUCUACGAGUCUUUUGGUUUAAGUAAGAGUGAUGCGCUUGUGGCAUUUAAGAAGAUGUCAAAGGGCAAGGGUCAGGUGUCUUGGUCGGAGUUUCAGGAGCUGUGGAAGGAAUACUUCACCACUGAAGAUGUAGCCGCACCUGGUAACUUUAUUUUUGGAAAAACCAGUUUUUAGUGUUUCUGAUUUUGUAAAGAAAUUGGGGAUUUGAAAAGAUCUGUGAAUUAAUGUUUGAAAAUAUGUAAUAAUUUAUAAAUAUGUAAAGUACGAUAUUUAUUUAGGAUUAAAUAUAAAUGUGUUUAA